Messenger RNA from Stereum hirsutum FP-91666 SS1, 747 nucleotides. RefSeq lists its product as uncharacterized. The transcript has 3 exons. The record is from RefSeq and is a predicted model, not a curated record. The coding region runs from base 1 to 747 and encodes 248 amino acids. Lineage: Eukaryota; Fungi; Basidiomycota; Agaricomycetes; Russulales; Stereaceae.
AUGCAACCCUCACGCACCCCGAUCACACUGUCAAAUCGACGAGUCGCAAAGCCUGAGGAGCCGUCGCUUUCCGUUCUCGAUGAGGCUAUAGCGCGAUACAAUUUCAAGUUCACUACACAAAAUGGACGCCUUUGGUGCGUGAAUGCUCCAGAUUAUUCGGAGGAGCGAACGCCGGAUGGAAGGUCGAAGACAAUACGCGCCAUGGCGUUCACGCGUGCAAAAAUGAAGUUCAUGCUGCCAGAGCUCGUCGCCAAACCGAGGAACGCUCUCCCUCCGGACCUAGACAUUGUAGAUCCAACCACCGGACGGGCUCGAGUGGCCUCCCGCCAUAAUAAGAAACCCGUCACCAUGUACUUCGGCCUGGGAAUCACGACCCAUCAGAUGUCUUUCUACGGCCACCAAGAGAAGCUCAAAACUCACCACGAAGUCGGCCAACACCUGGCGGAACGGUUCAAAGCCCACCCAGGUCUCUCAGCGCCUGCCGUGACCUGCGAAAUGGUCAUCAAUAUCGAUUACGAUCUCGUCAUUGCGCUGUAUAGCAACUACACGAAGCACGACAGGGAGCUUUCUGAAGAGAGGGAGAAGCAUAUUUUGAAGUGGGUUGGGAAGCAGUUUGGGAUCGCGGAGAAGGAGUGUUUGGGGAUGUGGUAUGAGGAGGACGCGCAUAUGAAGAAUAGUCCUUUGACCGACGGGAUCGUCUGGGUUGAGGGAUUUGAUCCGAGAUCUAAACGUACCGAGGUGGCGUAG